AUGGACGACGAAAUAAUAGACGUGAUCACCGAAUGUAAUUUCGAUUAUUUGGAAUCCUUGUACGAACCGUGGAACAAGAUCAACUCGACGUCAUAUAACCCAAUUAGUCCUCAAUGGUUGAUUCAACUGGCAGACGAUUGGAACUCUGAACAUAGCGUACGCAAGGAUGAUUCAAGGAAAUUGAAAAAACGUCUGUCAGAAGAUGUUUGCGAUGAGUCCAAAUACCGGGAAAUUCUCAAUAAAUACAAAGAGAAUGAUGUAUUUGUACUACCAAACGGCGAAGAAAUAGUUAGGGUUCGUAAUGAUUCCAGCUCUGAUUCGGAAAUCGAUAUUAUGGAUGGAGAGACCAAUACUAAUAAUGUUGAGGAUUGGCAGUCAGUUAUAUCACAUGGUUUCACACGAGAUAUAGAACACAUACCAGCACCCACUCAAGAAAGACAUCUAGAAAGUAAUAUUAUUACUGCAGAUGAAAGAUAUUAUCAUCCAAACUUAUUUGGAAAAAAAAAUGAUAAAAAAUAUUUAAAAAUAAGAAAUACUAUAUUAGAUUUAUGGAAAGCAAAUAAGCCAUGUUAUGUAUCAAAAACAUAUGCUAAACAAAAAAUGAAAAAGUGUGGUACAGCAAAAGAAAUUGGACAGGUACAUUCAUAUCUUGAACAUAGAGGAUAUAUUAAUUUUGGAUGUGAUGAAUGUAAAUAUCAUAAAAAUAUUAAAAAAGAAUUAGCUAAAGCCAGAAUAUUGAAAACUCAAUAUAAUUUAAAACCACCUCUUCUUCAUGGAAAAAAUAAAUCUUUUAAAAAAAUAAAGGCGAUGGGUGGUUACACAAUAUGCCAUGAUAAAACUUCAUCUCAAUGGGAGCAUAACUAUUCAGUCCCCAAACAAAACAAACGUUAA
Molecule: messenger RNA, 891 nt
Organism: Macrosiphum euphorbiae (potato aphid)
Lineage: Eukaryota; Metazoa; Arthropoda; Insecta; Hemiptera; Aphididae
Source: the annotation of a GenBank genome assembly